AUGGGAUCAAACUGCUGUGGCGAUUACGUUGCUGCUUCGCCGGAGAUUGCCGUGACGGAAAGCGGAUCAAUCGCGUUGAGGCUUCUCUGCGUCGUAUUUAUCGUUCUCUUCUACGGCUCGAUUUUUCUACUCUGCUUCGUGAUGUACCCGAAGCCGGCGAAGGAAACAAUCGGCGACGAGGAAGCCGGCGAGCCGUUACCGCCGGCGGUGAGACUCACGAAGAAAGGCGCGAAAUGCGGCGGCGGCGACGGGAUCAGAGCAGAUUGUUGCGUGAUCUGUUUGGAGGAUUUUGAAGUAAACGACGUCGUUAGGGUUCUGGUGGGAUGCAAGCACGUGUUUCACGUGGAGUGUAUAGACUCAUGGUGUUUCUAUAAGCUGACGUGUCCGAUUUGCAGGGCACCGUUCCAGUGGUUCGGUGAUUGGUAA
Messenger RNA from Thlaspi arvense, 426 nucleotides. The record is from the annotation of a GenBank genome assembly. NCBI's taxonomy places the organism in Eukaryota, Viridiplantae, Streptophyta, Magnoliopsida, Brassicales, Brassicaceae.